CUUUCUACCAUAAGAAGCGUCAUCCCGCAUAUACUCUGGAUCCUCAUUAUUAACCCAAACCCCGAACCUUCACCUCUUUUCUCCUUGCAAUCCAUAUCUACUUGCUCCACGAUCACAUCUCUCAAUUGUUUAUAAACUCGUUUAGAUUCUCAAACCCUCUCCCGUUCGCCUCUCCCUGCCUUUUCCCUCUAUUCCUACCGCACCCUGGGGCAUUUAUAAUCCCCAAACGCUAAAGCCACCGAAAAUUCAGCCUCACUUGGGACUUUUUCCUUUCAAACUAUACCGGGCACUGUACCUCCCGUUGCUCGUUGCUCUAUUUGCGCUUCUCUUCUGCGCCAAAUCCCCGGGCACCUCCACAACCACAACCACAACCGGUCUCACGAUGCCCAAGAAAUCCUCAUCCGCAUUCACGCCGACGUCCACGGCGAUUGAACCCACCGAUGACACUCCACUGACAUUUACCGACGGGCUACCGCUCCCGAAGAUGCUCGUAUUCGACCUCGACUAUACGCUGUGGCCCUUCUGGGUAGACACGCACGUCACGCCGCCGCUGAAGGCCAAGGACGGCAACUCCAAAACUGUCGAUCGCUGGGGCGAGUCGUAUACCUUUUACAAGGAAGUGCCGCAGAUACUACAGGAUACGCGUGCAAAAGGGAUUCUAGUCGGUGUAGCGAGUCGCACAGGCGCGCCGGAUCUGGCGCGGGAUAUGCUCAAAAUGAUUCACUUCCAGCCUGCGGGGAGGCGCGCUUUGGACUUUUUUGACUAUUUGCAGAUUUAUCCUGGCUCGAAAACGACACAUUUUGCUAAACUCAAAAAAGAUACCGGACUAGACUACGAAGAUAUGCUCUUUUUCGACGACGAGCCGCGCAAUCUAAACGUCGAAGAUCUCGGCGUCGUCAUGUAUCUUGUCGAAGACGGCGUCACGAGGAACGCAAUUGACAAUGGAGUGCGCGAUUGGAGACGCCGCAAUGGUCGCACGGAGAGGGAGACGUAGAUUGCAUAGAUUACUUUUCGAGAGUCGAUAUAGAUUUGUCGAUUUGUAGAUGUGCACGAUGGCAUGGCUGCAUGAUGUCAUAUCACGAAGAAGAUAGACUAUUUUGUCGCACGGCAAGUAUGCAUGACACGACAUUUAGAAUUAGGCGCUGGUCGCGUUGUUCAUGUUCAUAUCC
Xylona heveae TC161 is the source of this 1169-nucleotide messenger RNA. RefSeq names its product magnesium-dependent phosphatase-1. Bases 383 to 994 code for a protein of 203 amino acids. The record is from RefSeq and is a predicted model, not a curated record. Gene Ontology annotation, molecular function: acid phosphatase activity. The transcript is spliced from 2 exons. NCBI's taxonomy places the organism in Eukaryota, Fungi, Ascomycota, Xylonomycetes, Xylonales, Xylonaceae.